Physella acuta is the source of this 1478-nucleotide messenger RNA. RefSeq names its product arrestin domain-containing protein 1. Gene Ontology annotation, biological process: protein transport. The record is from RefSeq and is a predicted model, not a curated record. Gene Ontology annotation, cellular component: cytoplasm. NCBI's taxonomy places the organism in Eukaryota, Metazoa, Mollusca, Gastropoda, Physidae.
UGGGAGCGGCACAUUACCACAGCAGACGAUAUCAGCCGUGUAGGGGACACAACUACCUACGUCUGCCUGAACAGUUUGUUGUUUGUUGAGAGUUGGAGACCCAGAUCACAACAUCGUAGACGUUCUGUAGACGUCCCAUAGACGUCCAGUGUUUGGAUUAAAACUGAAACAGACUUGUGCUUCAGAUAAAGUCAACAAAACUUGACUAGUCCGGCAGACGAGAAAAGUUGGUCAUGUCGGUGGAGGAUCUUCUAAUCCACUUCAUCUACGACGAUGACGACGAACAGCGCCACAUACAGCAGUACAGCCCGUCUGACGAACAGCGCCACUUACACAAGCAGUACUACCUGCCAGGGGAGGAAAUGAACGGGGUCGUCUCCCUCCACUUGAGGACGGGGGUCAGAACAAGGGGGCUAACUAUUCACUUCCUGGGGUCCGCCACAGUCUCAUGGGAGGCGACCAACAAAAAGCGGGUGUACCAGUCCUCAGAGAUCUACCUGGAGUCAUCCAAGCCCCUGCUGGACAUCGGCCUUGACCGUUCCGUCGAGCUGCCCAGAGGUCUGCACCAGUUUGGUUUCAAGUACCAGCUGCCUACGUCACUUCCGUCUACGUUUAAUGGCGUCUACGGACAGGUCACCUACAUAGCAAAGGUGAAAUUCGAGUGUGAGGAUGAAAGAAACACGACCAUCACGAGCGAGCCCUUCAUGGUCCUGAGACGUCCCGAGCUGCCAGCCCACGUGUACCAGGAGAAAACCCUCAAGAAAAGUCGUCUGUUUCUGGGACUCACCACAGGGAAGGUGAAGAUGGUAGCCACCAUAGACAAGAGCGCCGCUGUACCAGGCGACAACAUCGUGGUGGAUGCCGAGGUCUCUAAUUGGACGGGCAAGGAGAUCAGCCUCAUCCAGGCAUCCGUCCUUCUGGAGAGUCACUACCUGGCCGAGGGUCAUGAGAUCAUCUUCAGACAAUAUCUGAGCAAGAGAGAUGACGUGUAUGACGUCAACACAUUCCGUGGACGUCGGUGGCGUCACGUCCUGCUGCCCGUGCCGCCAUUUCUACCGGACUCAGGCCUCGAGCACUGCCAGAUCAUGAACAUCAAAUAUUUCUUCCAGUUUAAGGUUCGCGUGGAGGGCAAAGAGGACAUAGCGAUGGAGACUCCCCUGUACGUGGGUACUCACGCGGAUCUGGGGGGCGUGGCAGGCAAGGAGCUGCUGCUGGGCAAGAUGUGGCAGGGCAUUGCCGAGCUGGAGGAGGAGAGGGAUCUGCCCUGGUACGGCCGGAGGUCCAUCUACACCGAGAGUGUCAAUGGGGACAACUUUGACCCCGGGCACUGAGGGGGGUGGGGCAUGUGGGGGCAACCUUAGACGGAGAGACAUCUGGUAGAAAACCUGUGUAGUGGGCCACCUUACCUGUGUAGUGGGCCACAUUACCUGUGUAGUGGGCCACCUUACUUGUAUAGUGGGCCACCUUACCUGUGUAGU